Molecule: messenger RNA, 1008 nt
Organism: Protobothrops mucrosquamatus (brown spotted pit viper)
Lineage: Eukaryota; Metazoa; Chordata; Lepidosauria; Squamata; Viperidae
Product: mothers against decapentaplegic homolog 6-like
Exons: 3
Coding region: 1-1008 (335 amino acids)
Biological process (GO): SMAD protein signal transduction; transforming growth factor beta receptor signaling pathway; regulation of transcription by RNA polymerase II
Cellular component (GO): heteromeric SMAD protein complex
Molecular function (GO): I-SMAD binding; transcription regulator inhibitor activity
Source: RefSeq, a predicted model, not a curated record
AUGUUCCGGUCCCGAAGAGCCAAUUUGGUGCAACGGCUCUGGAGAUUGCGCAGCGUGACACCGGGCCUAGAUGACAACCACGGGGCCCUGAAGCCGGUGGCCCACGCGCUCUUCAAGAAGCUGAAGGACAAGGAACUGGAGCUGCUGCUGCAGGCGGUGGAGAACCAGGGGGCCGGAGAGUCUGGCUGUGUUUGGCUUGAGCCGCGCGGCAUCAAGCUGGGCCCGUCGGCAUCGCUGCUGCUCUGCCGUCUGUACCGCUGGCCGGACCUCCGCCAGCCGCAGGAGCUGAAACGGCUGUGCUUCUGCAAGAGCACCGGGGGCGAGGGGGGCGCCCACUGCUGCAACCCACACCAUCUUAGCCGGCUUGCUGCACCCGACAGCCCCCCUCCACCCUAUUGCAAGAUCUCGCCUUUUCCUGCACCCCUGAACGGCACCAGCAUUUUAGAAAACAACUGCAGAGGAUGGCAAGACACCACCCUCUCCCGCUGCUCCCUGAAGGACGGCUACUGGUGCAAACUGGCCUACUGGGAGUACCGCCUCCGGGUGGGGAGGCUCUAUCCCGUCCACGAAGACCAUGUCUGCGUUUUCUCCAGCCUGCUCCAGGGCAACGGGCUCUGCCUGGGCCAGUUGGCAUCCCGAAGCCGCAGCCAGGCUGUCCGCAGGACCCAGGCUAAGAUCGGCCGUGGUUUGUUACUCAGCCAGGAAGCCAGCGGGGUCUGGGCUUACAACCGCAGCGAGCACCCCCUCUUUGUCUCUUCCCCCACUCUGGGGCCCGUGGGCGGCUCGGCCCCUCCGGUGCACAAAAUCCUGCCCGGUUACUCCGUCAAGGUGUUCGAUUACGAGCGGGCCGCGCACCUGGCCGCCAGGCGCCCAGCCGCCGGCGAGGGUCCCCACGACGAGCACACGGUCCGGAUUAGCUUUGCGAAGGGUUGGGGUCCCACUUACACCCGCCGGUUCAUUACCUCUUGUCCGUGUUGGCUGGAAGUGCUGCUGAACGCCCCGAGUUGA